CGGUCUCUAACCAAGUGCAAGUAACUGGUUCAAGUCCGCGUUGGGACAUUCAGCUAUUGUGCGUGUUGGGGAGGGAACUCGAACGUCUCAGCGUUGUUAUACUUCAAUGAAAGGACGCGGAAGUAAACAGUCUUUAACGGAUUUGUUUUUACGAAUAUGACGUUUUCCUUUUGAUGCGAACUUGCGAAAUUGUGACUGAAAUUAUGAUCUAGUUGGCAAAGCCCUGGCUGGCUGCGUAAAUUUCCCGACCUCUUGUGACUGUCAACGCGUGGCUCUUUACAUGAGAUAAAGGUAAACAUUAACACAUGGUGAAUGCUACGAACUACCGAAACAAGAAUUGUUCUCUCCUCAGCUUCGUGACAGAAGACCGACUGCAGUCCUAUUCCAACUCUUUGACCCUUCCACCGCUCGCCAUGGAAGCCAGAGGAAAGUACGAGUUUAAUGCUACGGCUGAGGAUGAGCUGAGCUUCCGAAAGGGAGACAUCCUGAAAAUUCUAGGUAGUCAAGAUGAGUGGUUUAAGGCAGAGCUGCAUGGACAGGAAGGCUUUGUGCCCCAAAACUACAUUGAGAGACAAACCCCAAGCUGGUUCAAGGAGACGGCAAGCCGUAGCUCUGCUGAGGAGCUCCUGAUGUCUAGGGAGGUGGGGGGAUUCCUGAUCCGUGGCAGUCAGAGCUCCCCUGGAGAAUUCUCCAUCUCUGUCAGACAUGAGUUUGACGUGCAGCAUUUCAAAGUGAUGAAGGACAGCAAAGGCCACUACUUCCUGUGGUCAGAGAAGUUCACUUCCCUCAACAAGCUGGUGGACUUCUACAAGAACACCUCCAUCUCCAAGCAACGGGGCAUCUACCUUAGAGACGGUAGUCGGGAUGACCAGAGCCCAUCCGCACCCCAACCGUUGAAGAGGGGGAGUCUACCUGAGGAGAGGAGCUAUGGGGCCCCUACUGCAGCCAUGUCACACCGCAGGGCCUCAGACCUUCCUCACAGUCAGCAGAGUAAGAGACCUGGGAUGGAGGAGAGGGCUCACACCAUAGGCACCCCUGGUAGAAACACCCCCCUAACCUCUCUCCCAGCCCCCCAAAGGACAUCUGAAACCAUACCUCAUCCACAGAGGGCAGUCGUACAGGUGAAAGCAGUGUACGACUUCACAGCGGAGGAAGGGGACGAGCUAGGCUUCCGUGCAGGUGAUGUCAUUGACAUUUUGGAUCGCUCUGAUCCAUCGUGGUGGAAAGGAAGAUUGCGGGGUAAAAGUGGUCUGUUCCCUGCCAACUAUACCACACCAUUAUGAGGAAAGCUUAGAGAGAGAGUUGUCGCUCUUUGGGCUUCUCCAAUCAUAUGGACUGUGAUGAUAAGAGUCGGGCAACACACAGAAACUUCAGCAGCCCAAACUGUAGGACUAAAAAGAAAUUGGUUCACAGUUGAUUUCUGAUAACAUAUGCUCACACAUUUAUUUUUAUUUUAAAGCUGGUGCUCAGCAUGAUACAAUUGACAUACCUAAAUGACAUUGAUUUAUAAGCAGAGGUGGACUUACCAUUAGGCAGAAGAGGCAAUUGCCUCAGGCCUCACAUCAUCAAGGUGCCUUCUGAGCUGGGCAUAAUAAUAAAAUACUAGCAAUCUUCUUUUUUCCCCCAAUAAUGUCUCUGCAUGAGACCCCACAACUGGUUUAUAAUAAUGGACUAUUCCAACUCUACAGAGUUCCCGUGCAUUGUUUCACGCGAUAUGAUUGCACAUUUGACUUUCAUUGUAAUUAAGCUGUAUCAAUUAGAUGCUUUCACAGCAGGAUAGAGAAAUGUGCAAUUAAUGCAACUAGUGAAAAUAAAAAGAAAGAAAGAAGAUUUAACAGAAAAAAUGUUGUAAGUUAAUGCAUUUCUUUAGUCAAAAGACAAGUGCUGCAUGUAAUACUGACAUUGUCAUCGAGGCAGAAGACAUGUAUGUGUAGACAAUGUAUCUGAUGUAAUCUGGCCAAACAGAGCAUGGCAUGUCAUUCGCUUUUUGGCCAGACAGAAUCAGAUACAUUGGAAGCAUAUAGAAAGACAGGGGCGUUGUUUGGCUCACUAGGAUAAUCGGAUCGUCUCCAGUGAGAUAGUUUGGCUCACUAGGAUAAUCGGAUCGUCUCCAGUGAAAUGUUGUUUGGCUCACUAGGAUAAUCGGAUCGUCUCCAGUGAGAUAGUUUGGCUCACUAGGAUAAUCGGAUCGUCUCCGGUGAAAUGUUGUUUGGCUCACUAGGAUAAUCGGAUCGUCUCCAGUGAAAUGUUGUUUGGCUCACUAGGAUAAUCGUAUCGUCUCCAGUGAAAUGUUGUUUGGCUCACUAGGAUAAUCGGAUCGUCUCCAGUGAAAUGUUGUUUGGCUCACUAGGAUAAUCGGAUCGUCUCCAGUGAAAUGUUGUUUGGAUGCUACUUUAAGAAGUGAUUGUUUGACAAUCAAAUGAAAACAUCAUGACCUGUUGUGUUCAUUUUAAUCACACCCCCCUCCCCCACAGGAGGCCUUUUGCCUUUUGGUAGGCCGUCAUUGUAAAUAAUAAUUUGUUCUUAACUGACUUGCCUAGUUAAAUAAAGGUUACAGGUUAAACAAAAAUGACACAUUAAAAUGUAAUUUCUUUUGACAAUUAAAUGAUGCCAUAACAAAAUGUUGUGCACCCAAAUCACUAAGUCCGCCCCUGUUUGUAAGGGAACUUCCACAACCCAACUACAGUGUCAUAUCCAUUGGAGGUUGAAAACUGGGAGCUAUGCUGCCACACAUUUACUGUAUGGUACUACACUUUUUGCAUUGCUACCUUUUUGUAUUGUUUGUAGUGCUUGCUUUUUUAAAAUUGUAAGGUCUCCAUAGCAAAUUAUGUCUUGUUAGUGAACUUCCAAAUUUACAAUGUCAGUUUGGGUAUGCUUGUCAUCUGUCUAAAUUAAAACAAUGAUGUAUAUAAACCCUGGCUUGCUGAUGCUAUGUAUUGGCCAAUGAGAUGCUUUGAAGCCACCGGUCGGCCAUAUUGUCACUCCUCAAAAGCAGUCUUCCAUAGGAAUUCAUGGAAUACUUCAGUAUUUAAUUUAAAUGUUUUUAGGACAAAAUUACAUGUAUUUUUUGUUGUAGUUGAGAAAGUAUUUUCAAAAAAUUACUCUAAUGAUCUGAUACUGAGAACUACACUCCUGACCUGCAGUGUUGGGUAAUGGUGAACUACAUGUAAUUCAACUAGUAAUUUAACUACAUUUUGGGGUAGCUCAGUGGUAGUUGAACUAAAUUCAAUCUAGGUAGUGUUUUCAGUAGUUAUUAUUAUUUUUUACUGGAAAUACACACUACUAUUUAUUUCAAAUAAAGUCAAAUAUGAGUGAAGUCUUUUUCAGCAUCAGAUUUGCCUAAUCCAAUUACUUUAGCUUUACAUUGCAAAAAAAGAGGAAUUAACUACUGAAAACACUACCUAGAUUUGAAUAUAGUCUUGCAAUUUGUGGUCUUUGACAUUUCAGAUUUACAUAUGAUAAUUUUUCACAAACAAGUUUGUAAGUCGCUCUGGAUAAGAGCGUCUGCUAAAUGGCUUAAAUGUAAAUGUAGUAAACUACGUUUCAAAGUAACUUUAGUUAAGUAAACUAUAUUCUCCUUAAGGGAAUCAUUAGUGUAGCUUAACUUCUUCCAGAGUGAAGUAAUUAGUGGCUUGGUAAACUAGCCUACAGUACCAGUCAAAAAUUUGGACACACCUACUUAAGGUUUUUCUUUAUUUUCUACAUUGUAGAAUACUAGUGAAGACUUAAAAACUAUGAAAUAUCACAUAUGGAAUCAUGUAGUAUGCAAAAAAAAGUUUAUUCAAAGUAGCCACUCUUUGCCUAGAUGACAGCUUUGCACACUCUUGGUAUUCUCUCAACCAGCUUCACCUGGAAUGCUUUUCCAACAGUCUUGAAGGAGUUCCCACAUAUGCUGAGCACUUGUUGGCUGCUUUUCCUUCACUCUGAAACGUUAAACGUUCUUGACAUUUUCCGGAUUGACUGACCUUCAUGUCAUAGUAAUGAUGGACUGUCAUUUCUCUUUGCUUAUUUGAGCUGUUCAUGCCAUAAUAUGCACUUGGUCUUUUACCAAAUAAGGCCAUCUUCUGUAUACCACCCCUACCUUGUCACAACACAACUGAUUGGCUCAAACACAUUGAGAAGGAAAGAAAUUCCACAAAUUAACUUUUUACAAGGCACACCUCAUGAAGCUGGUUGAGAGAAUGCAAAGUGUGCAAACCUGUCAUCAAAGGCUACUUUGAAGAAUCUCAAAUCUCAAAUAUAUUUUUAUUAAUUGAACACUUUUUUGGGUUACUACAUGAUUCCCUUUGUGUUAUGUCAUAGUUUUGAUGUCUUCACUAUUAUUCUACAAUGUAGAAAAUAGUAAAAUAAAUUAAAACCCUGCAAUGAGUAAGUGUGUCCAAACUUUUGACUGGUACUGUAUAUUUUCAGAGUAGCUUCCCCAACACUGCUGACCUGUGACCAAAUGUUUUUUUUUUAUGUAUGUCACAGAACCAGAGCAUCCAAGAAAAGUAUCAGGGUCUGAUAAAUACAUUUGGAAUUGAA
This is a messenger RNA of Oncorhynchus nerka (sockeye salmon), 4524 nucleotides long. RefSeq names its product growth factor receptor-bound protein 2-like. Gene Ontology annotation, biological process: signal transduction; regulation of MAPK cascade. NCBI's taxonomy places the organism in Eukaryota, Metazoa, Chordata, Actinopteri, Salmoniformes, Salmonidae. Gene Ontology annotation, cellular component: cytoplasm; nucleoplasm; plasma membrane. The coding region runs from base 306 to 1283 and encodes 325 amino acids. The record is from RefSeq and is a predicted model, not a curated record. The transcript has 9 exons. Gene Ontology annotation, molecular function: phosphotyrosine residue binding.